This is a messenger RNA of Dovyalis caffra, 1497 nucleotides long. The record is from the annotation of a GenBank genome assembly. Lineage: Eukaryota; Viridiplantae; Streptophyta; Magnoliopsida; Malpighiales; Salicaceae.
AUGGCUAGCAUCCGCCAUAUAUCCACAAAAAAUGAGAAAUUCCAUGAAACUUCACUAGUCCAACAAUUGAAAACGUCAAUUUCUCGCACCCUUGAUUUUUUCAGUCCCCUUGCAGGCCGCCUAGCCACAAUUGAACGCGAAGACGACACUGUCUCUUAUUUUAUUGAUUGCAACAAUGAAGUAGCCCGAUUUAUUCAUGCUGUUGUUGAUGGUGUAGCCCUUGCUGACAUCCUCGAGCCGGUGUUUGUUCCUCCAAUUAUUUACUCUUUCUUUCCAUCUAAUGAGGUAAAAGACUCCGAGUCUGUUUCCAAGCCAUUGCUUGCAGUUCAAGUUACCGAACUAGUAGAUGGCAUCUUUAUCAGCUGUACGAUGAAUCAUUCCGUUGUUGAUGGUCCAUCGCUUUGGAAUUUCUUCAAUUCAUCGUCCGAAAUCUGUCGGGGGUUCGGUCAGAUAUCCAAGCCUCCCGUUCUUGAACGUUGGUUACUUCUUAAUGGUACCAGUUGCCCGCCGAUCCGCCUUCCUCUUUCGAUCCUCAAAACCAACUCUAAAACUACCUCCAAUACUCAACAACUACAAGAUAGGCAUUUUCACAUCAGCAAGGCCAAAAUUGCAGGACUCAAAGCAAAAGCCAAUGCUGAAGCUGGCACUGAUCAUACAAUCUCCUCUCUACAGUCACUGGUGGCUCUCAUUUGGCGAUCUGUAACUCGAAGUCGGCAAGUUGACCCUGAUGAACAAAGUGAUUUAAGGUCAAGAUUGCGGCCACCUUUGCCGGAACAUUAUCUAGGGAACACAGCUGUGUCUGGUAUAGUAAUUCUGAAAGCAAGAGACAUGUUGGAGGGUGGACUUGGCUAUGUAGCUCUAGAGAUAAACAAAGUGAUUUCUUCACACACAGAAGGCAAGGCAAAAUCCAUAAUAGAUUCUUUGAUGCAGAAUCCUGGACCAGUAAUAUUGGGUAGAUUACCAUUUAAACAUCUUUUUUCUAUAACCGGUUCGCCGAGGUUCAAUGUUGGUGCUGACUUUGGUUGGGGAAAGCCAGUUGCUAUUCGGAGUGGGUCUGGAAGCAUGUCUGAUGGGAAGAUAAUUUUUUAUCCUGGAGUGGAAGAAGGGAGUGUGGAGGUUGAAGUCUGUGUUUCUCCAGAGACUUUGCAAGCUCUAGAAAAUGAAAUGGAGUUCAUGGAUGCUGUCAUCACCCAUGGUGCGAUUAAUGAAACAGUUCCUGUCGAGGCAAUUUUUGUGCUGCAUUAUGGGAGCAUCCCCAAUAUUAAAGUUAAUAAUGAACUAUCGGCCUUGGUUGAGAAGAACCCUCUUAUGCUAAAAAAGUACUUAGUUUGUGAAACCGGGCUCGAGGAGCUGGCUUUAAACCAUAAAGCUUUAGAGGGUAGGCUAAUGUCAUGGAUGGGAGAAAUAGCUUGGAUAGGUUGUAUGGUGAGUGGAUGGGGGCUAGUCUAUUGGGCCAUGAUUGGUAAUAGGCUAGGUAUAUUGGUGGAAGAUGGGUGA